CUUGGGAGACCCUCAUACAUGUACCUGUUCAACAUUCCACAAAGAGAAGACCUCUGCAAACACAUCUGCUGGGUUUUAUUGAGGAAAUUCCGACUGCCUAGAGAACAUGAAUAUUGCUUCCAGCAGGUCCUGGUUGAAAGGCAGAUCCUGGAGCUGCUACAGGGUUUACACAGGAGCAGAACCCCCCGGCCUGUACACCCACCCUGCUCUGAGGCUGACCCUAACCCCAGACCAGACCCAGCCGAGGGGGUCAGACAGAAGGAGAUCGAAGCCGAGGAUGUGUGUCCCAUCUGUCAAGAGGAGUUGCUGGGGAAACGYCUGCCUGUGUCUUACUGCAGGUUCGGCUGUGGCAACAACAUCCAUAUCUCCUGUAUGAAGGUGUGGGCAGACCACCAGGCACGUCCGGAGGGGGAGGGGGAAGCCAUGGUGAAGUGCCCGCUGUGCCGGGAGGACUUUGGGCUGGUCAAGCUGCUCCUGGAGCAGGUGAGGAAUGUGGCUAAGCUCCACACAGCUGCUGAGCGAGAGAGGCCCGACAGACACCUCGGGGUGCUCUGCAACAACUGCAGGGUCUGCCCCAUCACUGGCAAGUGCUUCAAGUGCACAGUCUGCCGGUACUAUCACCUUUGCGAGGACUGUAUAAGAAGGUGCUGUCACCCUCAGCAUCCGUUUGCCAUACGUACGAAAAGGACUGAGAAGUGGCUGUCCUUGGGUCAGCGUGUGUUCAACACACUGGGUGAACCACGUGAGAUGACCACUCAGUCAGUGGGUGACAGCAUGAUUCCUGUUGAGAGUGACCCACUGCCAGAGCACCUGGUCAGAAGCCUCCUUUCAGUCAGGGUGAGGAGAGGCUGCCCCCUGCUGGACCCUGGGCAGCAGUGUAGGAUCUGCCUGAAGAGCUUCCAGCAAGGGCAGCAGGCCAGACACCUGCCCUGCCAUCACAGGUUCCACACAGACUGUGUCGACCCGUUGCUUCGGAGGUCCAACUCCUGCCCUCUGGACGGAUACGUCAUCUACAACCCCCUAACAUGGAGCAGGGGUGGGGGAAGGGAAGACCCAAGCUGCCCUCCUCCCUUGACCAUCCAAAGCUCACAGAGCAGCACAGACUGGAGCUGUUUGUCCCAGGAGUAGCUCUGCUGGACAGGGCAGCCAGGGUGGUUCCUUCCCUGAGUAUGUUCAGCUCUGAGGGCUCAGCCGAUGCCCUAGUACCUCUCCCUCAGGACACUAUGGUUGUCGGCUUACAAGGUCUACGCAUCAU
Messenger RNA from Salvelinus sp. IW2-2015, 1255 nucleotides. Its product is annotated as E3 ubiquitin-protein ligase ZSWIM2. NCBI's taxonomy places the organism in Eukaryota, Metazoa, Chordata, Actinopteri, Salmoniformes, Salmonidae. The record is from RefSeq and is a predicted model, not a curated record. Gene Ontology annotation, molecular function: ubiquitin protein ligase activity; zinc ion binding.